AACAAGUAACAACCAGUCAGGGGGGACAACACGUUUUGGCGGUUAAAAACGAUGAAUACGUUGUGUUUGUGUUGCCGCUCCCGCGGCCUGUCGACAACGUCUACGACGUCAUUGCUCCGUUGCGCCCCGCCGCUUUCGCGCCAUCGUAUUCAUUCGUUAAACACGUCUCGCCGUUUUCCCGGUCGACUACAGUACAACGUCAACGAUAUUACAGCGGAGUUUAUUUCCAAGACCCGAUCAGACAUGGCCGUCAACGAAUACUGUAACCGGCCGUACACGGUGUUUGUCGAGGGAAACGUGGGUAGCGGGAAGACUACAUUUUUAGAACAAUUCGCCGAGUGCCCGAACGUGUACCUCGUCAAGGAACCUGUGCAUAAGUGGCAGGACGUGCAAGGACACAACUUUUUGGGCCUGAUGUACAAAGACCCGAAGCGGUGGAGCUUCGCGUUCCAAUCCAUUGUGCAGAGGACCAUGUUAGAACUGCACCAAGCUAGGCCCAAAUACCCUGGUCAAAACAUCAAGAUAAUGGAACGGUCCAUAUAUAGCGCCCGAAAUAUAUUUGUUGAAAACUUAUACAAAGACAACCUUAUGGCAGCUCCUGAAUAUUCUGUGCUAGAUGCAUGGUAUAAGUGGCUAAUAGGAAAUGUUGAAAUUGAAUCUGACCUCAUAAUUUAUUUGAGGACUGAUCCUGAAGUAGCUUACCAAAGAAUUAAAACUAGGAAUAGAUUUGAAGAAAAAGAUGUUUCAUUUGAAUACAUAGAACAUUUACACAAUUUGCAUGACAAAUGGUUAAAUGUUCAUAAUACUGACGUACCAAAGAAUAUACCUGUAGUGAUUGUUGAUGCUAAUCAAAGUAUGGAUUCAGUUAGGAAACAAUUUAAAGGUAUUAGAGACCUAAUAACUAAAAAUGCUUCAGCACUUACAGAGUCAAAAACAAGUCCUACAAUAUCUGAAAUUGGUAAAAAUAUAAAAGACAUUCAACACAUCUCAUCUAAUUGUAAAUUGAUACCAGACUCGACCAUCGUUCCAGCUCAAAGAGUCUAAUUUAAACAUUCUUUUCUUUGUCGACUUAAGAUACAAGACCUAUAUAUUUUUUACUUUAUAUUUGCAUAAUAUUGAAUUUAAGGACAUGGGUUUCACAAGGUUUCCUACAUAUUUUUUAAUUAUAUAUAAUACAUAUUGCAAUAUAAUUAUUUAUAAAUAAAUUCUAUAAUUUUGUACUUGUAAAAAAUUAUUAUUUUUUAUAACAUAAUUUUUUUUUUUUGUUAAAAUUUAAUUUUUCUAACUAUUUUACUGGUAAAUGUUACUUAUUGCACACUUUAAAUAUAUUUUAUUGACUUAGCACGCUUUUUCAAAUUGUAUAUAAGCAUAAGAAUUAGUUUCUGGCAAUACUAGAAUAAAGUAUUAAAAUGAAUAUAACUUUCUUUAUAUAUAUAUAUAUUACUUAUACAUUAUGUAAAAAUGCAAUUUUCUUUACAGAUAUCAAUUGGUUAUUAGUGUUAUUACCAAUCUAAAACUUGUCAUAGAAAUUGCUGUGAUAAAUAAAAUAAAUAUUUUUGAUUA
Molecule: messenger RNA, 1563 nt
Organism: Rhopalosiphum maidis (corn leaf aphid)
Lineage: Eukaryota; Metazoa; Arthropoda; Insecta; Hemiptera; Aphididae
Product: deoxynucleoside kinase-like
Exons: 5
Coding region: 52-1044 (330 amino acids)
Cellular component (GO): cytoplasm; mitochondrion
Molecular function (GO): deoxynucleoside kinase activity
Source: RefSeq, a predicted model, not a curated record